AUGUCUUUGGCAUUCAGAACCCUAUCCUUUGGUAUCAAAAAAGGCCCUCCGCAAAAGAAGAAGCUCAAUAAUGAUUCUAAGGAAUUAUCCACAAUCACAGAAGACUCGUUUCGAAAAUUCGAUGAACUUCGAGAGAAAAUGAUAGGAAAAGUUGAAACGAAACAGAAGAAGAAAGUAGUUAAGAAAGUUUCGAAGCAAGCAUCCAUUCAAAUUCUAUCAUCAAGAAAACGUGGAUAUGAUUCGGAGAAUGAUUCUGAAAGUGAAGCGGAAGAAGCAGUUGGUGAUGUAGAGAAGAAAAUGCAGAAAUUGCUGGACGACAUCCGACGGACGAAUCGAAUUUUCACUUGGGGAUAUCAACUUCCGGACAUCUUUCUUCGUUUCAACGAUUCCAGUUUAUCACCAUCCUUAUUGACUCAUCUUAGUGAGAAUGAUAUCCGACAACCAUCACCAAUUCAGAUGCAGGCCAUUCCUUUUAUGAUGGGAAGAAAGAAUAUUCUUGCUAGUGCUCCAACCGGUUUGUGUCUCUCUGAGAGGGCAACUGUUUCAUUUUUUAAUUUUGAAGGAUCUGGAAAGACAUUAGCGUUUGCUCUCCCAGUAAUUGAUGAGAUUUUGGGUUUGAAGCGACGUGCAGAUUAUUCAAAAUCCUCAAAACUUCUCGCUAUUGUUUUGGAACCUACAAGAGAACUCGCAGCACAGACAUAUACCGAGUUUGUUAAGUAUUGUUCCGGAACUUCCAUCUCUGUUGCUAAUUUCAGUGGAGAAGAAACAGAUAUCACUCAUGCUGAUAUUCUAGUUUCCACCCCAAAUCGCAUUGUUUUUCAUCUUGACAAGAUCGAUACUUCUCUUUUGAGAUGGCUUGUGGUUGAUGAAUCAGAUCGCUUGUUCGAAGUCAUUGAAGGCCAAGAAAAGUGUUUCCGAAAUCAGUUGGGUGCCAUCUACAAAGCAUGCGACGCGAAAUGUACUCGUGUAGCAUUUUUCAGCGCCACAUUCUCCCAUGAAGUUGAGAAAUGGUGUAAAGACAAUAUCGAGAAUAUUGGAAUGGUUUGUGUUGGUGAAAGAAAUUCCUCCAACACAAGUGUAAAACAAGAGCUGACCUACUGUGGAACUGAGGAUGGAAAGAAGGUUGCAAUCCGGAAUUUGCUUCGAACUGCAUUUCGUCCACCGGCUUUGGUUUUUGUUCAAAGUAAAGAUCGAGCUGUACAAUUAGUGAAGUUGUUAUCUGCAAUCGAUUCGAAUCUCAAAGUUGAUUCGAUUAACAGUGGUAAAAGCGACAAAGAGAGAGAUGACACAAUGGAAAGAUUCCGUAACGGAGAAAUUUGGGUUCUUGUAUGUACAGAAUUGCUCGGCAGAGGUCUUGAUUUAUCCGAUGUUGGGCUUGUGAUUAAUUACGACUUGCCAACUUCUAUCAUCAGUUACAUUCACCGAGUUGGAAGAACUGGUCGAGCAGGAAAAACUGGACACGCUGUUACCUACUUCACCGAUACUGACAUGAAAUAUAUCAAGUCCAUCGCGACAGUAAUUCGCCAAUCUGGCUUUGACGUCCCUGAAUACUUGAUGGAGAUGAAGAAAGUUUCAAGAGACAGAAAAAAAGAAAUGCUGAAGCGAGCUCCGAAACGCCAAAAGAUUGCUACGGUUAUAGAGCAAGUCCGGAAACAGAAAAUGGCAAAGGCUGCAUAUGAGAAAAAAGAAAAACUCGAAGCAGGUAGCAGUUCUGUGAAAGUUUCAAAGUCAAAAAAGAAGAUGAGAAAGAUGACCAAGAGCAAAGUUUGA
Messenger RNA from Caenorhabditis briggsae, 1770 nucleotides. Bases 1 to 1770 code for a protein of 589 amino acids. The transcript has 6 exons. Lineage: Eukaryota; Metazoa; Nematoda; Chromadorea; Rhabditida; Rhabditidae. Gene Ontology annotation, cellular component: 90S preribosome. Gene Ontology annotation, biological process: maturation of SSU-rRNA. Gene Ontology annotation, molecular function: RNA helicase activity; nucleic acid binding; ATP binding. The record is from RefSeq and is a predicted model, not a curated record.